Globicephala melas (long-finned pilot whale) is the source of this 6454-nucleotide messenger RNA. The record is from RefSeq and is a predicted model, not a curated record. NCBI's taxonomy places the organism in Eukaryota, Metazoa, Chordata, Mammalia, Artiodactyla, Delphinidae.
GUCUGCACAAUGUGCCGACGUUGUUCCGGCGUCGCCGCGCGGACUGAGCCCGUGUGAAGGGGCCACUUCCAGUCAAACGCUUAGCGCAGGGCGCCCGCGCUCGUUUCGGGCCCGGGGCCUGUCCGCUACCGGGUCCGCCCGAAGUGCCGGGAGAGCCGCUCGGGGCCCGGGACGCCGACCCGGCCACUGAGGGCGCCGCAGCCCACGUUGGCCCCCGGCUCCGCGGGCAUCGUGGGCCGUGAGGGAGCAGCCCUGCGCUCCCCGCCUUCAGGUCGAGGUCUCCGAGGGGCGAGCUCCGCGCUGCUCACCCUUCCUGAGACCAGAGGAAACGGCGUCCGCGGACCGUGCUGGUGGAGGCCCUGUCUCUUUUGGCUCCUCCGAGGCGCCUUAGACAGACUCCGACGCUGAUCCGUUCACUUCAUUUUCCGGUGGACGAUGGUCCCGCUGGCCCACCAGCUCCCGGUGGAGGACAGCGGCUCCAUGGCCUCAGAAGAGGACCGCCGGGGCCAGGGCGGGAGCCUCUCCCUGGCAGCGCCGCCAGAGAGCCCUGCUGUGCAGACCGCCUCCGAGCCCAGCAAGUCCUGGUCCUUGGCCCACAGACAGCCGAGCAGAAGGAACGGGCUGUCGAAGCUCUGCCAGAGCAGGAUGGCGCUGUCUGAAGACAGAUGGAGCUCCUACUGUCUGUCGUCAUUGGCUGCCCAAAAUAUUUGCACAAGCAAAUCGCACUGGCUGGCUGCGCCUGCGCAGGCGGACCUGGCAGGGUCCCUGGGCAGCACGUCCUGUUGCUCCCUGCUGCAGGGCUUGUCCUCAGGGUGGUCCACACCUCCGCUCCCGGCCCCUGUGUGCAACCCCAGCAAGGCCGUGUUCACCGUGGACGCCAAGACCACAGAGAUCCUGGUGGCCAGCGACAGAGCCUGCCGGCUCCUGGGGUACAGCAGCCACGACCUGAUUGGCCAGAAGCUCACACAGUUCUUCCUGAAGCCGGAUUCCAACGUGGCGCAGGCCCUCAGUGAGGAGCACGUGGAGGCCGACGGCCACGCUGCUGUCGUGUUUGGCACGGUGGUGGACAUCGUGAGCCGCAGUGGGGAGCAGAUCCCGGUCUCCGUGUGGAUGCGGAGGGUGAAGCAGGAGCACAGCCUCUGCUGCGUGGUCGUGCUGGAGCCCGUGGAGAGGGUCUCGGCCUGGGUGGCUUUCCAGAGCAACGGAACCGUGACGUCCUGUGACGGUCUCUUUGCCCACCUGCAUGGAUUCACGUCUGUGGAGGAAGUGGUCGGGCAGCGCAUCACAGACCUUAUCCCUUCUGUGCAGCUCCCUCCGCCUGGCGAGCACAUCCCCAAGAAUCUCAGGAUUCAGAGGUCUGCUGGAAGAGCCAAGGAUGGUACCACCUUCCCUCUGAGCUUAAAGCUGAACUCUGAACCCGGCAGCGAGGAGGCAGCAGACGGCGAGGCGGCCCCUGACUGGGGCUACUCGGCCUCCAUCUGGGUGUUUUCCACCAUCAGUGGGCUCAUCACCCUCCUGCCGGACGGGACCAUCUACGGCAUCAACCACAGCUUUGCUCUGAUGCUGUUUGGUUAUGGAAAGGAUGAGCUCCUGGGCAAGAACAUCACUUUCCUGAUUCCUGGUUUCUACCACUACAUGGACCUUGCCUGUGACAGUUCCUUUCUGCUGCCAGACGUGGCCAACUGCCUGGACGCUGGCAGACACAGUGGGCCUGGGGAGACCACUAGGGAUGCCCAGCACACAGCCGAGGAUCUAAGGGUGAACACUGAGACCCCAAAGCCAGCGGAGAGCCAGGCUGCCUCGCCCAGGGCCCAGGUUCCAGUGGACGCCGGGGGCCGCCUCGCCUUCUCCCUCCCGGCGCUGCCCACUCUGGGGGUGGACAGCGUCCCAGAAGGAAGCCCACCAGCCCAUGGCCAACAGCCGUCACCCCAGGACCAGCAAAAUAUCCCGGAGGGAAGGCCGCCAGCCCAGGAACAGUCACUGCCCGAGGGCCGGCGAGACAUGCCGGGGGGAUGCCCGUCAGCCCCUGGCCGUCGGUUGUCGCCAGAGGACCACCAGAGCACUGCCUUAGAGAAAGAGCGGCUGGCAACAGCAGAGAGCCUCAGGCAGGGCCUUCUGGGAGGAAACAGGUCUGACCCAGUGGACACAAAACCAUGCGCUUCCCAUGAAGAUGCUGAAACACCAGUGCCAAGUACAGAUGGGACCAGUGGUGCUGGAAGGGGCGGCCUAUAUCAGGAGACACAGCUGGGACGGAGGGGCUCGAGUGGUACCAGCGAUUCAGACCACGGGGCUGAUGCCACCAAGGCCAGGCCGCACGCUGCGGGUCAGCUGGCAGGGCAGGGCCUCCCGGUGCGCGGCCCUGGAUUCGAGGCAGAGUGGAGCACUCAGCGGGGAAGCCCGGGCUCGGCCCCCAGCCCCCUGGGGACGGUGCAGCCCUUGCUCUCGACGCUUUCUUUGGAUGAGCCGUGGCUGGGGACGUGCUUGAUUAAGGAGCAGCUGCCUGCACCGAGCUUUGCGGGGCCUUGGGGUGUCUCCUGCGCCGAGCUGGUCCCCGCAGAGCAGCCCCCGCCCUCCGCCCCUGCGUCCUUGUGUGACCUGGGAGGCACAGACCCGCACGGCGGCCGCUCGGGCAGCUCCUCGGCCCGCUACACCCUUGCCACUGACCUGCCCGGUACCGUGGAGGCCCGGGAGGCUGGCGAGAAUUCGUUUUCCUGGAACCUCAAGGAACUCGUUUUCAGCGAAUGGACAGACCGAACUUCUUCGAACUGUUCCUGCGCUACGUCUGAACUCGGGGGGACCCGGUCCCAUUCGCUGGGGGUCUCUGAUGUGGACGUGAGCGGUUUACGCAGGCAGAGGUCAGAAGUCCUGGACGGCCGGGAGCUGUUACUGCUGACCGGCACCAACUUCAAUCUGGGUGAAGGCCGGCGGUUCCGUGAGAGCUGUCUGGGGCUGGAUGGAACAGAACCAUCGCAGACUGGCUUGGUGUCCUCCGAACACUAUGACCUGGGUGGCCGAGAGAGCCUGGACCGCGUCCCUCCUGUGUCGGGAGCCGGCCCCAUGGAUGCGUCCCUGUUAGAGGCACCCAGGCUGAGCCUCCAGGUCACCUCCACGCCUGUGAGAGCAGACGGCUCUGCGCCGCUUGGGGCCGCCGACCUGCAGCACGAGAUCCAGGAGGGCGCCUACGCGGGGAGCUGUUACCACCGAGACGGCUCACAGCUGAGUGUGCAGUUUGAAGUGAAGCGGGUGGAGCUCCAGGGCUCAUCCACCCUGUUCUGCUGCUGGCUGGUGAAGGACCUCCUGCACGGCCACCUGGACUCAGCCCUGCAGACCCGCCUGCUCCUGCCUGGCUCCGCCCACUCCACCUGCGAGCUGUCUGGAGCCAGCCUGGGGGAGGUGCUCGCAAGCAAACCCUGGAUUGAGGAGCCCCCCGAGGCUGCGGAGCUGGAGGGGCUGGCGGCCUGCGAGGGCGCGUACUCCCGCAAGUACAGCACGCUCAGCCCCAUCGGCAGAGGGGCCUUUGGCUUCGUGUGGACGGCGGUGGACCAGGAAGCCAAUAAGGAGGUGGUGGUGAAGUUUAUUCAGAAGGAGAAGGUUUUGGAGGAUUGUUGGACUGAGGAUCCCAAACUUGGGAGAGUCACUUUAGAGAUUGCCAUCCUGUCCCGGGUGGAGCACGCCAACAUCGUCAAGGUGCUGGAUGUAUUUGAAAACCAAGGGUUCUUUCAGCUGGUGAUGGAGAAGCACGGCUCCGGCCUGGACCUCUUUGCAUUCAUCGACCGCCAUCCCAGCCUCGAUGAGCCCCUGGCGAGCUACAUCUUCCGACAGUUCCAUUCCAGACGAUUCCUAGCUCCCUGGAAAAGAUGGAGAGAUACCUGGGACGGGGCUGUGACCAAUUCACAGAUUUGCUCUUCGUUUCCUGGAGCUGACUUGAUUUCUAAUGACAGCUUCCAUGAAUUGACAUUUCUUCCUCAAAGCUAUAAGCCCCCAGAAGUUAUUGGAUUUGUGAAAUUGAAUUUCUGAGGCACCUACUUGUAAGUUUCGGUCAUCAUCGUUCUGCCCGAAUGUCACCUCUCCCCCCUUGCUACUUUGGAAGGUUAUUUACGCAUCUACUUUACUUCAUGGCAAAGAUUUGUUUCUGAAAUCUUCAUGGCAAACAGAGUGUCAGUAUGACAUAACAUUAGGAGUCACUUAUCAAUAGCUGCUACCUAACCGUUGUUAAUUUGGGGCGACUGAUACAGGUAAUUCUAGUGUUCAAUACUUUUUAACUUUUGCAAGAGGUAUCUAUAGCCCCUUUGUAAAUCUAUAUACAUAAGUGUUGUUAUAUGUAAGCAUGGAUUCAGAACUCUACAGAACUAUAUUAUUGCAUGUAAACGUGUGUAUGUGCAGUGCCAGGUGUUAGUGCAUUGCCUCUCAGCUCCAGAGCUGUGGGUCUGCUUGGUGAACUGCUCUCCUGUGCAGCUGGGAUGUUGCGGGGGGCCUGCAGGAAGAGCAGCUACUCCCAUUCAGGUUCUUUACCCCUUUGUAGUUAAUGAACCUUGAUGAAGCCUUCCAUGUUCAGAUUAGUGUGUGCUUUCUGUUUCCCAACUGGAGCCUGAUAUGUACAUGUGCAUGUGUGCACGUAUAUGUAUGUACAUAUACACGUAAAAGUGUAUGUAUAUGUGUGAACGUAUAGGCAUAGACACGCACGUGUGUGUCUGCACACUUGCGUAUGUGUGUACGCGUGCGCAUGCAUGCUUCCUUAUGUAAAUGUGCAGGUGUGGAUGUGUCUGCAUGCGUGUGCAUGCAAAUAUGCAUUCAUUCAUUUAAAGUUAAUUAAUUCAGCUUAGUUUGUCUGCCACGAACUAUCGCUUCUGACUCAAGAUAUUCAUCUGUAAAUAUAAAGUUGUCUCUGAUGAUGUAAACGACUGACUACAUCCAUGAAAUCACUGUGUUUUUUAUUUAUUUAUGUAUUUAAAAUUUUUGGCUGCGUUGGGUCUUCGUUGCUGAGCGCAGGCUUCCUCUAGUUGCGGCGAGCGGGGGCUGCGCUUUGUUGCAGUGCGUGGACUUCUCAUUGCGGUGGCUUCUCAUUGCAGAGCAUGGGCUCUAGGCGCGUGGGCUUCAGGAGUUGUGGCACGUGGGCUGAGUAGUUGUGGCGCACGGGCUUCCUUGCUCCGCGGCAUGUGGCAUCUUCCCAGACCAGGGCUCGAACCCGUGUCCCCUGCAUUGGCAGGCGGAUUCUUAACCAUUGCACCACCAGGGAAGUCCCGAGAUCACUAUGUUGAUUGGUACAGUUGGUGUCCAAAUUAUGAAUGGGGUCAGAAAUUGUACUAAUCUUCCUUAACCUUAACUGAGGUGCUGCUUUUGUUGGUCUCUGUCCCCACACGUGCAGUGCAGGCAGACAACAGUGUGUUCUAGUAACUUUACCCUUUCACGGGGGAGACUAACGUGCUUGGCUUGUUGGAAUGAAGCCCAUUUCCUGGGGAGUUACUUUAAAUUCACAUGGUAGAGACUUCCACACAUGUUGGGGAACGUAUGGCUGACACUCAGUGCUGAUCUUUGAGGAGCUGCCAGAGCCUUGAAGUAGGAGUUUGGAGACUUGGCUUCUGUCCCCAACUCUGCUCGAAUUGCCAUGUGAACUCUGGGCAGAACACUGUCCCUCACUGUGAACCAAAGGUGGUGGAGUCAGGCCUUCUGUAGGGCCACCUCCCAUGCAACCAGCCCACACUCAUUAAGGUGCCCACCAUGUGUCUUUGUAGCUUCUGCCGUGGUCUGUCUGUCUUUCCUCCCAAGAUGGUCGUUCUGUAUCUGCUGAGGAGGUUUCAUUGGUAGCACACAGACAGAGAACUUAAAACUCACAUAUUUAUCUGGGAGAGGGAGGGAUGGGGGUGUCAGUGAAAGAUACAAAGUUUCAGUUUUGCAGGAUGAGUAAGUCCUAGAGGUCUGCUGUACGGCAUGGUCCCUAUAGCUAACGAUGCUGCAUGGUCUACUUUAAAAUCUGCCAAGGGGGUAGACCGUGUCUUGGGUGUCCUUAUCACAAAAUAAUAAUAGUAAUAAAUAAUGAAAUUAAAGAAAAGAAUCCUAGAUCUGCGUUGCUGCCUUGUGGGCAUGACGUGUGCCAGCCACACUGAGCAUGCUGCCUGGAGCUGCUUUUCCUCCACACGGCUCAGCUGUGUGCGAUCUGCAGCCUCCAGAGUCUUUCCUGUCACCAGUUUGUGAUGAGUUAGAGAACUCUUUUGUUCUUUUUCUUUUCUUUUUUUCUUCUUAAUCCUUAAUUUAAAUUCAUGUUCUACCUGAAUUGCCUUUUAAAAAGUCCCCUGUGGCCUCCUGAUUUCAGCUGGUGUCAGCAGUGGGAUACCUGCGCUCCAAGAGCAUCAUUCAUCGGGACAUCAAGGACGAGAACAUCGUGAUCGCUGAGGAUUUUACAAUCAAGCUCAUAGACUUUGGCUCGGCUGCCUACCUGGAGAGGGGCAAGCUGUUC